GUGUUCAUUGUAGCAGAAUUGCAGUGCACUGGACUGUACAGAACUGGGUAGCAUCCACACUGUCUAUGAGGGUGCGGUCCGGCUGCACUGAAAGCAACAACACUGACAGACAGACAGAGAGAGAGAAGGAAUAAAAAAGAAGAGGAGGGAGAGAUAUCACCACAAGAGGAAUACAGCAAGGGAUGAAAGGAGACACCCCUGUGAACAGCACCAUGAGUGUCGGUCAGACCAGGAAGCUGGUGGAACAGCUUAAGAUCGAAGCCAGUUUUUGUCGAAUCAAGGUGUCUAAGGCAGCAGCGGACUUGAUGGCCUACUGUGACGCCCAUGCAUGUGAGGACCCUCUCAUCACCCCUGUGCCCACUUCAGAAAACCCGUUCAGGGAGAAAAAGUUCUUCUGUGCUCUGCUCUGAGCAGCACACAGGAAGGGCAGGAUUAGUCUCAUUUAGAUGAUAAUGAUUUGUGUAUGCACAUCACAAAACACAACACUCAACAAGACAUGACACAGCAAAAUAAAUCCCAAAUUAAGCUUUAAUAAAUGCAAAGUGGUUUCCAAAUUUCAGCAGCUGACAGCGCCAAAUUUACAAAAUCAUUCUCGUGAGAAUAUUUUUAUUCUCCUGUUUUUUUUGGGGAAACCUUGUUCCUUUUAAUUAAGGGGACAAAAUAACAUCAAGAUUGAUACAAAUUGAUUAGAUGAAAUCACACACUGAUACACACAUAUGCAAGCACAGUUUUUUAACUAAGCAAAAGGUAAUAGGUGCGGGUCUGGAUAUUUCAAUGAUUUCAAAUGUUAUUAUAUUCAAGACAUUGGUUUUGUUCUUCACAUAGCAUACUAUGGUGAUUUACAAAUUCUUUAUGUAUAUUUAGAUCUUUUUAUGUUUUGUUUGAGGUGGCUAUGUACACUGGUAGACAAACUGGUAGAGCUUUUAAAGUUUAGAUCAUUGUGAGAAAGUGAUACUGCUAAAACCUACACACCAGUACCACCAGUGCAUAGCACUCCUAAAGAGAUUAAAUGUUAUGUCCUAAAACCAAUUUAAUUUUUCUGACCACUAAAACAAGAGGUAGAGGUAUCAAGUCUCUAAGAGUUGGAAAUUAGCUUAAAAGAUGAAUUAUUGGAGAAAAAUGUAAAGAGAAUAUCUGUCAAAACUUGUGGUCCCAAGUAACAGAUUAAAUAAUGCAGACAGAAUCCAAUGAAGGAAUGAAUAAAACUUUUAAACACAA
This is a messenger RNA of Cyprinus carpio (common carp), 1218 nucleotides long. It is a transcript of the gene gng3, whose product is annotated as G protein subunit gamma 3. Gene Ontology annotation, biological process: G protein-coupled receptor signaling pathway. Lineage: Eukaryota; Metazoa; Chordata; Actinopteri; Cypriniformes; Cyprinidae. The record is from RefSeq and is a predicted model, not a curated record. Gene Ontology annotation, molecular function: G-protein beta-subunit binding. Gene Ontology annotation, cellular component: heterotrimeric G-protein complex.